GGACAGAGACCGGGGCCGGAACAAGCAGCAGCCGUCUAGAUCACAGCUGACGGGACAGAACGGGCUGUGGAUCUCUGGGGAUUCUGCUUCUGGAUACACGGAGCACAGGAGUGUAUUAUUGGGGAUCCUCAGAGGUGUUCCCUCCAGUGUAGUGGACCGCCAUUACAAUGUUGUGGGUAGUGUUGCUCCUAUCUUGUGGGGUCCCCGCUGCUUUUCUUCCAUCACCCCGAUGCCCAGCCCGCUGUGAUCUCUCCUCCUGCCCGCCAGCACCCACAAACUGCCCAUCUGGAGAGACUGCUCUGCGCUGUGGGUGCUGCGCAGUGUGCGCUGCAGACGAAGGGGAGAGAUGCGGGGAGGGACCUGCGGAUCCUAUUUGCGCCUCUGCCCUGAGUUGUGUGAAGAGUGCAGCAGGGGGUGCCCGGACAUGCCAGUGCCCAUCACCCCAGCCUGUGUGUGGAAGUGAUGGCAAGACAUACAGCAGCCUGUGCAAGCUGCAAGCAGAGAGUAAAGCAGUGCAGAUCCAGGGGUCUGCAGCCAUCAUCCCCAUCCAGAGGGGAGACUGUCAGCAAGGACAGAAGGACCCUGACAGUCCUCGCUAUAAAUACAACUUUAUUGCUGAUGUGGUGGAGAAGAUUGCACCAGCUGUUGUGCACAUUGAGCUGUUUCGCAUGUUCAAUUUUUUUGGAAAACGGGAAAUUCCAGCAGCCAGUGGCUCCGGCUUCAUUGUCUCAGAAGAUGGGUUGAUUCUUACCAAUGCCCAUGUGGUCACAAACAAGCAAAGAUUAAAAGUGGAGCGCAGUGACGGGUCCACGUAUGAUGCCAAAAUCAUAGAUGUGGAUGAAAAAGCCGACAUUGCCUUAAUCAAAAUCAAAGCAAAGGGGAAAUUACCUGUUCUGCUCUUGGGCCGGUCUGAAGACCUGCGUCCAGGGGAGUUUGUCGUUGCCAUUGGAAGCCCAUUCUCACUUCAGAAUACAGUCACAACAGGUAUCGUGAGCACUGCACAACGUGGUGGAAAAGAACUGGGCCUUAAAAAUUCUGACAUGGAGUACAUACAGACGGAUGCUAUCAUUAAUUAUGGGAACUCAGGAGGCCCUCUUGUGAACCUGGACGGUGAGGUGAUCGGAAUAAACACUCUAAAGGUUACUGCUGGCAUCUCUUUUGCUAUUCCAUCAGAUAAAAUCCGCAAGUUUCUUGCCGAGUCACACAGCAGACAGUCCGCAGGCCAGGGAAAUAAGAAGAAAAGAUACUUGGGGAUAAGGAUGCUGUCUCUCAGUCCAGGCAAAGUAAAGGAACUGAGGGAACAAGUAAGGGAUUUCCCUGAUGUGACCUCUGGAGCCUAUAUUGUAGAAGUUCUUCCAGAUACACCAGCAGAAGAGGCUGGGCUGAAGGAAAGUGAUGUGAUAAUCAGCAUUGGCAGUCAGACUGUGACAUCCAGCAAUGAUGUCAGUGAAGCCAUAAAACAGGAAGGACCGCUACGUAUCGUAGUACGCCGUGGGAAUGAGGAUAUUGCCAUUACAGUGACACCAAAAGAAAUUGAUUUAUAAUGGAAGAAAUGAGCUGGUUUCAUAGGUCUUCCAAGCUAUAGAUCCAAACAUUGACAUUGCACUUGUGAGGACACUGUGUAUAAGCACUGAAUAUUAGUGAUCCCCCCUCAACCCAAAAGUCCCCUUCAGCUUUUGGUUACAGAACCCUCUUCCUGUGCAACUUCAUGACCCCCCGAUUGGUGUGCGCCCUUCUCAGAAUAACAUGCUGGUUUGUGUGUCUUUAAGGGGUUUUCUCUCUCUAUGAUUGUUUUUUUUACAAACAGCUAAUAACAGUAUACUCACCUUACCAAUUCCCUGCUGCUACUAUGAUAAUACUUCCCUGGUCCACGUGUCUUUGUUCACCAGGUUGCAGAGACGACGUGGCACUGAGGUCUCUGCUGUGCCAGUGAUUUCUUGCAAUGGUCACAUUGUGAUGACAUUGCUGGAGCUGGGUAAAACAGAGACUGGCAUUGGGGCCAGGGAAGCUUUGGCACUGGACUGGCAGGGGGUUGGUAAGAUGAGUAUUAUGCCUUUUGUUAUCUUAUUCUAUUGUCAGCUGUUUGAAACUCCCCUUUAGCCAAGGGAGAAGUAUGACUCGUACAAUAAUAAAGACCCAAUUGGUCCAUCAAUUAUAUUUUAAAUGUA
Hyla sarda is the source of this 2168-nucleotide messenger RNA. RefSeq names its product HtrA serine peptidase 1 (gene HTRA1). Gene Ontology annotation, molecular function: protein binding; serine-type endopeptidase activity. NCBI's taxonomy places the organism in Eukaryota, Metazoa, Chordata, Amphibia, Anura, Hylidae. Gene Ontology annotation, biological process: proteolysis; positive regulation of apoptotic process; programmed cell death. The transcript is spliced from 10 exons. The record is from RefSeq and is a predicted model, not a curated record. Bases 168 to 1544 code for a protein of 458 amino acids. Gene Ontology annotation, cellular component: extracellular region.